Xyrauchen texanus (razorback sucker) is the source of this 2818-nucleotide messenger RNA. Its product is annotated as ephrin-A1-like. The transcript is spliced from 5 exons. Gene Ontology annotation, cellular component: plasma membrane. The record is from RefSeq and is a predicted model, not a curated record. The coding region runs from base 192 to 866 and encodes 224 amino acids. Gene Ontology annotation, molecular function: ephrin receptor binding. Gene Ontology annotation, biological process: axon guidance; ephrin receptor signaling pathway. NCBI's taxonomy places the organism in Eukaryota, Metazoa, Chordata, Actinopteri, Cypriniformes, Catostomidae.
ACUUGGUAAAUCUCUGACGCAGAUCUGUUGAAUUGUUGAUUUUAUAUAGCGCUUAGUCGAAACCAAAUAUUAACUAGCUAUAGAACAGGUACCUGCACGGCUGUACGGGGGGAAAGGAAUUUAGAAGUUACACUUCACCUAUUGCUGCUUGGUUAUUUUCUGUCUUUGGACUGAACCACAGAGCUUCUAUAAUGGAUCUGGUAUGGCUCUUAUACAUCGGAGCGAGUCUCUGCGCUUUGCUCGUCUCUGCUGAGAGACACACUGUUUUCUGGAACGGUACCAACUCCAACUUCCGAUGGGACGACUAUGCAGUUGAGGUACACCUGAACGACUAUCUGGACAUUGUUUGCCCGCACUACCCACUGGGCGAGGUGCCAUCACAGGACGCAGAGCGCUAUGUGCUCUACAUGGUUGAACGUGAAGAUUACGACUCCUGCCGUCCGCUGUCCUAUGACCAGAUGCGCUGGGAAUGUGGCCACCCUUUCGCCCCGCAUGCACCUGAGAAGUUUUCUGAGAAGUUCCAGCGCUUCACUCCGUUCACUCUGGGAAAAGAAUUCCGACAGGGUGAAAGCUACUACUAUAUCUCCAAACCACUGCAUCACCAUGGACAGGAGUGUAUGAGGCUCAAAGUGAAUGUAGUUGCCAAUGAUGGCUCUCAAGAAGCCAGGGUUGGCACAGGAGGCAAAGCCAAGGUGGGCACAGGGGGAGGAGCUCACACGCCGUCCAAUCGGUUACCAGCAGAUGAUCCAGUCGUGGAUCUUCCUGAAAUACAGAAAAGCAUGCGGUCGAACUCCGCCUUGUCAACAGCAUCCUGGACCGUUCUCACAACGUUACUUCCCCUUUCAUUAUUGCUGGUCUUACACUGAGACAUUAUUGGACUCCAAUUUACACUUACAAAAGACUACAAUGACAGUGUCCUGUGUUGAUAAAAACACACAGGGGAAACCCAGUGCUGGCCAUUGGGGGAAACGGACAGGAAGUAGAGCUCUCUAACACAGCUGGUGCAAACUGAGAAAGCGCAUCUGGGAUGAAGAGGGCUUCGAAUUUUCUUACUUAUGGACACUUCUAAAGAAAAAAACUAUGAGACGUCAGAGUUUUCUGGAAAGAUUACUCAUGUAAAGGGAGAUUUUCAUUCCCCUUUUCCUUUUUAUUGACGUAUAAAUGUCUGGACUACACAAAACCUGGAAAAGACCAACUGAAACAAUAGCACAAUUGGAAUUGUAAUAGCUUGUUCUUCAGAUAUGGACAACCCCUUUAUUUGAGUGUCAUAAUUAGGAGAUGCUAGCCAAGAAUGAGCCAAAGACAACAGAGCUUCUCAUGAAGGAGUAGAGCGAUCAAAACUUUAAUUGUUUUCCUCUUUUUGUUGAUCCAGAGAAAUAUUUGAUAUAUGUAUUAAUUUAUGUAGCAGCAGUUCAGUGGGGUUUAUUCUCAUUCUUUCAUGAUUUUACAAGACUGUGUGCUGUACUAGGCAUUCAAUCAAUACACACUCCAAUACUGUUUACCAAACCCACUGACAUACUUGCUAAUCCAGAAUUGCUGUGUUGUUUUUGUACAUUGAUUGUUUAAAGAGUUAGUAAAUUAUUAGGUUUGCUACAGAACAAUUUACUAUAUAUAGCAAACAAAAAAUUUGACUGUGCGAAAUACAAUAUAUAAUUGGCUAUCAGCCUUCCAGCUCCCUAAAUAUCAGUGUUGGCCAUCUGCAAACCCAUAUUGGUCAACCACUAAUAUAUUCCAAUAUUUAGCUUAGUUCAAUUGCAGUAAAACAUUUAUUUACAUUUACAUUUAUGUAUUUGGCAGACGCUUUUAUCCAAAGUUACUUACAGAGCCCUUAUUACAGGGACAAUCCCCCCGGAGCAACCUGGAGUUAAGUGUCUUGCUCAAGGACACAAUGGUGGUGGCUGUGGGGAUCGAACCAGCGACCUUCUGAUUACCAGAUUGCCAGUGAUGUGCUUAGACCACUACACCACCACCUCUCUAAAACAAAUCUGUUAAUAUACUUCUCUAUUUUUACACCAUUUGACCUAAAUGUUAAAUAUAUAUACAUACAAUUUAAAACUAAAAAAAUCACAACAAACUGAAAAGUGCAUUAUUUAUUGAAUAUGGGUAGUUUGGCACAAAAGCCAAUCGGCCAAACAGGCAGAUAACGACCAUUCAAUAAUCUCAAAGUGGCUGACUACAAUAUACACAUUCAAUAAACAAUUUUAAGAUUUAUGCAUUUAAAUUUCAUAACACACUUCUAUCAAAUUGAAUUGAGUAAUCUGUAAAAAAAAAAAGAAGAAGAAAAAAUUAUUAUAUAUAUAUAUAUAUAUAUACACACACACGUCUUAUUAAUUUUAGUUUGUUAAAAAUUACACAAACAUUUUUGGCUAUGAAAUUGGAAUGCAUAAAUAAAAAGAAAAGUGACUAAUUUUAGAUUUUUUCAUUUAGAUUUGUUUUACAGUGAAUAGCUUAAUAUGGAGAAACUGGACCAGGUUUAAAAUUUUGCAAAGACACACGCGUAUAACAUUAAUCUGCUAAAACUACAGCACUAUGAACAAACACAACACACUCUGACUGGUGACAGAGCAUUCAAUGUAACAGUUUAAGCUCACUUCUGAGCAGUUGUUCAUACGACUAACUUUAGAUCCCUCUGAUUUGUUUUUUCCAGUUUGUUUUUUAUUCUCUUAUGUAAUUCUCAUAUUCUUAUUUUGUACAUGUGUUGUGUAAAAUGUAUAUUAUGUAUAUAAAGAAGAUUAUAUGUAAAAAAGAGACAUUUGAUAAAGAAAAAAACAAGUUAAUGUGAAAAUUCUUAUGUGAAAAUAAAUGAUAUUUUUGGAAA